Trichomonas vaginalis G3 is the source of this 1560-nucleotide messenger RNA. RefSeq lists its product as uncharacterized. The coding region runs from base 1 to 1560 and encodes 519 amino acids. The transcript has a single exon. NCBI's taxonomy places the organism in Eukaryota, Parabasalia, Trichomonadida, Trichomonadidae. The record is from RefSeq and is a predicted model, not a curated record.
AUGCCUGGUGGAGAGAACGAAGAACCAAUUUUCCAAGUACUUCAGACUCUUCAGAAUUCUGUUUACUUUCCACCAAAUGUAUUAGGACCAAUACUUCUUGCUGGAAAGUAUUGCAAUUCUCAAGCUCUUCGCCGCUAUACAGAAUUAAUUUUAAAACACUUGGUUACGUCACUGAACCAUGAAUUGUUGAGUUCGAAAUUUGGAUCAAGCUCCUCAUCAGAUGAAGUCCAAAUUGUUCCUGACAAAGAAACAGAUGAAAGAGGAAAAAUUUUAAUUCGUCUUUUGCCUUUAAUUGACAAAACAGCACUCGGACCAACUUUCUGCACAAUCAUUGAAUGCUUAAAUAAGAUCCCAAUUAGCUUUGCUAUCAAACUUAACGACAUUAAUCCGUAUACUUUCUUAUCUGUAUUUAGCACAGAUAAGGCUCGACAAAAAAUAUUCCAAUUAUGCCCUCCAUUGUUUGAAAAGAUCGUAAUUACCAUUAUCGGACCAUUUUCUCAAGAUUUAGUUGUUCUUGACUCUCUCAUCUUUUCUUCCUACUUAGAAUUCACACAAACAAUUGAUAAACCAUUCUCCGAGCGUCUUGAUGCAGUCCAUACUCGUCUCUGCGAUGAGUGCGCUUCAAAAUUAGACGAUCUCUGCAAAGAUUCAAAUGAAUUAUACCAAAGAGUCUUUGUUAUAUUAUCAGAUAUCUGGGCUAAAACAGGAAAUCCUCUUUUUGCAGCUCUUCAAAUCGAACUUUCAAAUCUCAGAUCAAAAAGAGGUUUAAGAUUAGAUACAAUACCUAAAACCGUUUACGAUUUCAUCUGUGGUAUAUCUAUUCGUCCUCUCAAUUACGAAUUUACAAGAAACGACUACAUUUACGUUGAAGAUACAUUAUUCAAGUGCAAGAUCCUCAAUUUCGUCUCCCAAGGUAUCAUAAACAAUAGUGCUGCCAAUAAAUUCCCUGCUGAUGACCCAAUCUUAACAACUUACAUUCAAUUUUUAUUACCUAAUAUUAAUAACGACGAUAGACUCGAUUUACUUAACUAUUUCGCAGCAUUCGCAGCAGUUAUUAAGUUUGACAUCGAAAUUGAGUACGAAAAUUGCAUUUCUGAUAUUUAUAAGACAAUUAAACGCGUAAACAACCAAGUUUUCACAUAUACAGCACUUCUCAUUGCAUUUAGAAUGAAUGAGAAGACUCUUGUCCCAGUCAGAGACCUCAUUGUUAAGAUUUUCCAAGAUAUAGAUUUAGUUCGCAGCAAAGACCUCUUUACCGGCUAUGUAAUAAUGAGAUCACUCGUGGUCAACGAUAACUACGACCGAUCAAUGCUUAUUUUCACUUGGUGCGAUGAUGUCAUCAAAGUUUUGUUGUCUUGGUGUAUUGAUGACCCAGAAUUCAGCACUUUGUUCGUAUUAUUCCUCAAGGAGAUAGAAUCAAAGAAUAGUUUCCUGUUUGCUGAUAAAACAAAACAAUAUAUGACAGAAUACGUUGAUAUUAUGUCUAAUCUUCAUAUAUCGUUCAACCAGGAUAGCCCUAUGUAUACUCCUUAUAUGGAACUUACCUCAAAAUAUUUGUAA